This is a messenger RNA of Nyctereutes procyonoides (raccoon dog), 1236 nucleotides long. Its product is annotated as E3 ubiquitin-protein ligase CBL-B-like. NCBI's taxonomy places the organism in Eukaryota, Metazoa, Chordata, Mammalia, Carnivora, Canidae. Gene Ontology annotation, biological process: cell surface receptor signaling pathway; negative regulation of epidermal growth factor-activated receptor activity. The record is from RefSeq and is a predicted model, not a curated record. Gene Ontology annotation, molecular function: phosphotyrosine residue binding; ubiquitin protein ligase activity; receptor tyrosine kinase binding. Gene Ontology annotation, cellular component: membrane raft; plasma membrane.
AUGGCAAAUUCUAUGAAUGGCAGAAACCCUGGUGGUCGAGGAGGAAACCUCCGAAAAGGACGGAUUUUGGGUAUCAUUGAUGCUAUUCAAGAUGCAGUUGGACCUCCGAAGCAAGCAGCAGCAGAUCGCAGGACGGUGGAGAAAACUUGGAAAAUCAUGGACAAAGUGGUCAGACUGUGCCAAAAUCCCAAGCUUCAGUUGAAAAAUAGCCCACCAUAUAUACUUGAUAUCUUACCUGAUACAUAUCAGCAUUUACGACUUAUACUGAGUAAAUAUGAUGACAACCAGAAACUUGCCCAACAGAAUGAGUAUUUUAAAAUCUACAUUGAUAGUCUAAUGAAAAAGUCAAAGCGGGCAAUAAGACUCUUUAAAGAAGGCAAGGAGAGGAUGUACGACGAGCAGUCACAGGACAGACGAAAUCUCACAAAACUGUCCCUUAUCUUCAGUCACAUGCUGGCAGAAAUCAAAGCAAUCUUUCCCAAUGGGCAGUUCCAGGGAGAUAACUUUCGUAUCACGAAAGCAGAUGCUGCUGAAUUCUGGAGAAAGUUUUUUGGAGACAAAACUAUUGUACCAUGGAAAGUAUUCAGACAGUGCCUUCAUGAGGUUCAUCAGAUUAGCUCUGGCCUGGAAGCAAUGGCUCUGAAAUCAACAAUUGAUUUAACUUGUAAUGAUUACAUUUCAGUUUUUGAAUUUGAUAUUUUUACCAGGCUCUUUCAGCCUUGGGGCUCUAUUUUACGGAAUUGGAAUUUCUUAGCUGUAACACAUCCAGGUUACAUGGCAUUUCUCACAUACGAUGAAGUUAAAGCACGACUGUAGAAAUACAGCACCAAACCUGGAAGCUACAUUUUCCGGUUAAGCUGCACCAGAUUGGGACAGUGGGCCAUCGGCUAUGUGACAGGGGAUGGCAAUAUCUUACAGACCAUACCACAUAACAAGCCCUUGUUUCAAGCCCUGAUUGAUGGCAGCAGGGAAGGAUUCUAUCUUUAUCCUGAUGGGAGGAGUUAUAAUCCUGAUUUAACUGGAUUAUGUGAACCCACACCACAUGACCAUAUAAAAGUUACACAGGAACAAUAUGAAUUAUAUUGUGAAAUGGGCUCCACUUUUCAGCUCUGUAAAAUUUGUGCUGAGAACGACAAAGAUGUCAAGAUUGAGCCCUGUGGGCAUUUGAUGUGCACCUCUUGCCUUACAGCAUGGCAGGAAUCUAGAAUGUGGCUUCUGAGCUUAUGGACGGCAUAG